AGUUUUAUAUAGCCAGUUUUUAUCUUUUCUUCAUAUUUGUGUGGCCAUAGUUUGGAUUUUCUUGGUAUUGUCAAGCAUAUGGCUACUGAACCAUAUUGAAGGAGAAAAGUAGAGUUAGCUAGAGGAUCUGGUUUAGCUGCACUCCUCUCUCUCUCUCUCUCUCUCUCUCUCUCUCUCUCUCUCUGUGUUGUUUCUUUUGAGCCUUCAAAAAACAAAAAAUUGUCUCUUGGGUUGGAGCCAAACAAAUUUAAGUAAGAAACAAUCAAGGUGUGUGUGUGCGUAGUGGGUGUUAUGGGGUUGAAAGACUAAAACUUGAGUGACAUCCAUUUUUGCCUCUUAUUAGGUUUCCUUCCUUCUCUCUCUUCAGCUUUUUUCUUUCUUUUCUUUUGUCUUUAAUUAUCAGAUCCUGAAGUCUUCUCAUCACUCAGAGAAAUCAAGAUCCACAUAUACAUGGGCCAUAAUGAUGCCAGCUCAAUAGCAAUUCAAGAAUUUUCAUAUCCAACAAAAAGAUGAUGAAGGGUUUGAUGUUCCAACAGCAACAGCAACAGCAACAGCAACACUCACAACUGGUGGAUGAGAAUAUGUCUAAUCUAACUUCAGCAUCAGGUGAAGCUGCCAGUGUCUCUUCUGGCAACAGAAAUGAAAUUGGCACCAGUUUUUCCCAACAGUUUUUUGCUCCACCUCCAUCUCAAACUCAACCAGCUCUGAAAAAGAAGAGAAACCUCCCAGGCAAUCCAGACCCAGAAGCAGAAGUAAUAACCUUGUCUCCCAAGACACUCAUGGCAACAAACAGAUUCAUCUGUGAGAUCUGCAACAAGGGGUUCCAAAGAGAUCAGAAUCUUCAGCUUCACAGAAGAGGGCACAAUCUGCCAUGGAAGCUUAAGCAAAGAACAAGCAAAGAAGUGAGGAAGAAGGUGUAUGUGUGCCCAGAAGCAAGCUGUGUGCACCAUGAUCCUUCAAGAGCUCUUGGUGACCUGACUGGAAUCAAGAAGCACUUUUGCAGAAAGCAUGGUGAGAAGAAGUGGAAAUGUGACAAGUGCUCAAAGCGGUACGCGGUUCAAUCUGAUUGGAAAGCUCAUUCCAAGACCUGUGGCACGAGGGAGUACAGAUGUGACUGUGGAACUCUUUUCUCGAGGAGGGAUAGUUUCAUCACCCACAGAGCCUUCUGUGAUGCUUUAGCAGAGGAGAGUGCAAGAGCCAUCACCACAGGAAAUAAUAACCCUCUCCUCAUCUCCCCUCAACAACAGCAAUUACAACAGCCUGGAUCUUCAUCAGCAUCUCAUCAUCAUCACAUGAACCUUAACCAAGUUCAAUUAGCCCACCAAUUCCAAGACCUCCAUGGAUUUUCAUUGAAAAAAGAGCAGCAAAGUUUCACAAGCCUGAGGCCAGACCUGCCUCCUUGGCUGGCCUGCCCUGGCCCACCCAACAACACUUCCAUUGACCUUUCCUCAUCCUCCUCAAUCUUCUCCACAAGGCUAGACCAAAAUUUCACACAAACCCACCAAGAUUUAUCCCUCCAUGAUCACAACAGUACAGCCCCAAACCCAAACCCAAACCCUAACCCUAGCCUGGGCCCCACCCUCCCACCCUUCCAGCCUGCCCCUUCCCCACAUAUGUCAGCAACUGCAUUGCUUCAGAAGGCAGCUCAGAUGGGUGCAACAAUGAGCAGCAAGAAUAGUACAGCCUCUGCAGCAGCAGCAACCUCUGCAGGUUCCUCACCACAACCCAUGAUGAGGUCCCACCAGAACAACCAGGGUCACGUGCCUGAUUUUGGUGGUCACGUGUCCAGUUUUGGGAAUAAUACAGCUGCAGCAGCAACAACAGGGGCAGGAGGAGCCAGUGCUUCUAGUAAUGGCACUGGUCCUCCUCCAUCAUCCUCAGGUAUUCAUCAACAUCAUCAUCAUCAAAACCAAAACCAAAACCAAAAUCAAAAUCAACAUCAAGCUUCUCUUCUGCAUGACAUGAUGAAUUCUCUGUCCUCUGGAACUGGGUUCGAAGGAGCUUCUUUUGAGCUGGAUGCUUUUGGGUCCAUGCCAACAGUUUUGAACAAUUCAAAGAAAGACACAAACAAUUCAAACAAUCCAUCAUCUGCCCAUUUCAACAGGUCAAGCGCUAGUGAUGAAGGUGGUGGCCAUGGCGAAGGUUUGACCAGAGACUUCCUAGGGUUGAGAGCUCUCUCUCACAGUGACUUUCUCAACAUUGCUGGGCUUGGAAGCUGCGUGACCAGUGCAGCAACAGCUGCUGCAUCUUCUUCCCUUGACCAAACCCACAAACCCUGGCAGGGUUAGCUUUGGCUACUUAGCUAGCUAUAGCUGCCACAUACGGAUCAACAUAUAAUUGAACAUGAACAUCCUUUAUAAUUUUGUUUUUUGUUUUUGGUUUUUUCUUAAAUAUAUAAUUAAUUACUCUUUUUGUCUUAA
Molecule: messenger RNA, 2420 nt
Organism: Prunus avium (sweet cherry)
Lineage: Eukaryota; Viridiplantae; Streptophyta; Magnoliopsida; Rosales; Rosaceae
Gene: IDD11
Product: indeterminate(ID)-domain 11
Cellular component (GO): nucleus
Molecular function (GO): DNA-binding transcription factor activity
Source: RefSeq, a predicted model, not a curated record